AUGUUAGCGACAAUAGGCUUUAGAAAAAAGAGCUGUCAGCGUGAAAAAGCAGAGAAGGUCGACGGGGCCCGAUUUUGGCAAGUGACAAAGGGUAGCGGUGGGUUCCGAGCGGCAUGUUCCGACAGAGCGACAGUGCCACAACGACCCGCCUCUCGCGUCGUCGCCUACCUACCUGCCUGCCUGCCUCCGCCUGCACAACCCACUCGAAAUGGUUAUGGGCGAUUGUAUCGAAGUCGAAGAUGCAUAGAAGAUAGCGACACUGAAGCAUUAGAUCUAGCAGAUGAUCCGACGCUAGGGGUCGUGACCCAAUUGGCGGUGAAAAGCACACAUUUCACACCUUCGGCAGGCUACAGUAACAAACGAUGGCUUUUAGAUUACACGAAGAGCGGAUAA
This is a messenger RNA of Necator americanus (New World hookworm), 393 nucleotides long. RefSeq lists its product as uncharacterized. Bases 1 to 393 code for a protein of 130 amino acids. The transcript has 2 exons. Lineage: Eukaryota; Metazoa; Nematoda; Chromadorea; Rhabditida; Ancylostomatidae. The record is from RefSeq and is a predicted model, not a curated record.